Messenger RNA from Triticum dicoccoides, 433 nucleotides. RefSeq lists its product as uncharacterized. NCBI's taxonomy places the organism in Eukaryota, Viridiplantae, Streptophyta, Magnoliopsida, Poales, Poaceae. The record is from RefSeq and is a predicted model, not a curated record. The transcript is spliced from 3 exons. The coding region runs from base 49 to 381 and encodes 110 amino acids.
CUAUGUCUAUUUCCUUUUUCAGGUACUGCCUAUUCUGAAGUUGGUGCAAUGGAGCCUGGAGCUGCACCUUCUGGACCUGGAGCCUGUUCAGGACCUGAAGCCGGCGGCGAUCUGCAGUACCUGGAGGUGGAGCUGGCGAGGCCCUGGGAGGGUGACGGCAAUCUGCAGCAGGGCGCUGGCCUUGGGAUGACGAGGUGGGGAUUUGCUGGCCCAGGACGAGGAGGGGGAUCUGCUGGCCCAGGAAGACGGGGAGGAUGGGAGGGGAUCUGCUGGGUGAGAUGGGAGGCGAUGGAGGUGGAGGAUCCAGAGGUGGGGGGCGAUGGAGGCGGGCGGAUCUGGAAGACGACCUGGGUGGAGAUCGAGGAGAGAAUUCAAAAUUGAAGGGUAACCUGGUCAUUUCGCUGCUUUUUCACCUGGCCGGGAAAAAUCCCCA